AAAUAGAAAUUGGAACUGAUACGGUAUGCAACAAUAAAACCGUAACAUGUAACGUGUAGUGCGCUAGUUAAAACAGUUUUCAUGUUCAAAGCGCGGUUAUUUAUUAAUUCCUCAAGAAAUGUGCGAAACUAGCUUCAAAACUUCUCUGAUGCAAAAUCUUGCAACUCAAAAUGUGGAUAUCUAUCGUCAGUUACUUAUAUUUGCUCGUAGUGAGACCCAGUUCAUGGCAGCCGUUGACCGUUUGCAGUGCUCAGCUUUGGAAGCAACGGUAUACUUGUUAAUCAUGAAAUUGCAGGAAAAGCGGAACGACUUUCUGUUGCCCAGUUUGAGCUGGAUUAACGUGGAGAAGGUGCUGACUCUGAUCGAGAUUAACCAUCUCUAUUUGCAGAAAAAGGAAGAAUGCUUUUCCUUAUUGCUAAAUGCAUUGGCAUUAACUGUAAUGCUGGAUGAGAACGAAUCGGAUUGCAUUAUGAAAAUUUCAAAUUUUUUGCGAUUGUUCCAAGAAAAUUACUCAGAAUUGCCGAUUUUUUAUGAUGUGUUAAGGACAUUUUUAAUUGUCUCAAUGGAAAAAGAGGGAUAUGACCAAUGUUUCAAGAAUGUGAAUCCUCUAGGUUUUAUAAAAAAUCUUUAUUCCGAGUCUCAUCAGAUACAGAUGAAAUCUCUGAGCUGCCUGAAAUUAAUGAUUGAGUUCGAACCUGAAAUAAUAUAUAUGUGGCACAGCGUAAUCAUCAAAGGAGAGUCCUCAAUUUCGUUGGAACAUCGAAGCUUUAUGAUCUUUCAUCUGAUUGAUUUAGCCAGCCGAAGAAAAGAACAGAGCGGAUCUUUCAAUAGGAUUAUCGAGUCACAAGAUACAUGGAAACUUAUUAAAAUUAACUGCGAGUCAGAUUCCCAUCUGAUUCGCAAAGAAGCAUUAUCUGCUAUAAAAAUUAUACUGAGAUUUGUAACCGAGAAUAAGAUGUUUGUACAGAACGACUUGUUUCGCUGGAAUUGGAGAGAACUGAAGUCUCUGACCGAAGGAUGGCAAUGUUUCAUAACUCUUUUAGAAACGCUUAGUGAAACGCAGACACAUUUGAUUAUGCCAGCUCUCGAAAUGGUAAAUAAAUUGGACCCGUUGAUGGCAUCGUGGAAAGAUUUGGUUCUGAAGCUUUUAUUGAAACAUGAAAAUGGUUCUGUUUCUGGCUGGACAAUUAAAUAUUUACUAGAGAAUCACGAGUAUUGUGAAAGCAGGAACGAAUUAGAGAUAUUGCUUUUGAGCUUUUUGAACAAAACCACAAACUUCCAGCAGUUUGAGAAUACCAAGAAUAAGCUGCAAAAGUAUUACUCUACGAGUGAAGGAUUCAAUUUUCUUCUCACACAUUUUAAACACGUAUCGUGGGGUUCAGUUCCGUUCGCAUGUUUAUUAGAAGUGAUUAAUUCAUUGCUAGAGUCGUCAACGGAAAUCAAUCAAUUGCCAGCUAUUGUUGGACUGCUAGAUCCAAUACUUGCAAUAAGAAAUCUUAAUUUACGUCACUUAUGUGCUCUCCAGUUUGCCAACAUGUUGAUAAAUUUAGCUCUGAGGCAAGAUAUUAAACCGAAUGUUCCAUUAGAUCGCGUACUGACGCACCUUGAAGUACUAUCGAAACUGACGAAGGUGAGUUUUGUGGCCUUGGAACACUGGAAAGAGUUAAGACAAGCCGUUGAUGGAAUCACGUUCGAGAGGCUACUAUUGCGUGCAAAGCCUGAUGAUGAAAAUAUUAUUAGAAAUAUUCUAGUUCCUUACAUGCGAAAUGAGCGAGCUUCCACUGAUCGAAGACUACGACAGAUUUUGGACCGGGAUCUAUUGUUGGCUGCGAUAAUCUUGCAGUACUGGAAACAACCACUGACACAACCGGAAGUAAAAAUCAAGUUUCUGAAUCUUUUGAAAAAUUUCAACGAUAAUCCGGACGAUGCCCUUAAAGCUAUUGAUGUUCUCAAUGACAUUGCAACCAGCCAGCCGCCGUGGCUUGACGAGAUCCUCCACAAGCUGACUCUCAUUCACCAUAAACGUUUGAAUCGUCUUAGCUACCAAAUUGCGUCGAUAUCUGUUACUAUUCAAACAGUUCGUUUACUAUGUCGUCUCAAUAGGAUCGAUAUGGUCGAUCUGUUUCUGGGGGCUUUUUCGAUAGAUGAGCUUAUAAAUACUAUUCAAACUGGAAAUUGUGAUAAGAACCUGUAUGGUUCAAUGUUUGCUGCACUAAGCGACGUGUAUCUUGGGAGACUGAAAGCAGAACCAAAUGUCGGUACAAUCAUGCAGCGGAUCAUUUCGGAUUGUGCGAAACUGGUUGAUCUGGGAGAAGUACAGGUGCUCAUAAACACAUUGGAAGUUUUAACAUUUGCUCUAGUAACGAAUCUAUUAUGCUUGACUGAUGAAAGUAAGUUUGAAUGGAUAGCGGAUGUGGUAAAUCGAUGUUACAAAGAAAUUUUGAUCUAUCGUAAAAGUGAUCAUUUCAUGAAGCUUAAUCGGUUGUUUGUUGCUAUGCUAUUGGCACCGGCAAGUGCUGUAGAUAUGCCUGAAGAUGGUGUUAAUCAAUGGAUGAAGGAAAUCGUUACCGAGUAUUUCCAGAUGUUUUUAGCCCAAGCAGCGGUGAUUUCUGGCUUGGCAAACAUUCUUUUCGAAAAAUUGCUACUGAUAAACAUCGGGGCUCUACUAGAUUGGAGUGCGUUUGGUAAAAUAUUAAUGGCUGGAUUAUUAUUCGGAGAUGGACAAAAGCGCGAGCAAAGGAUAGAAGACGAAACAUGCGUUGCAAGCCGGUUUUACAAUACAUCGCUUUUCAAGGCACCGUGCCCAUUCCAGUCGGAUGCGAGAGUUCGUGUGAUUUGUGUUCUAUUUUUAUACCGAAUGGCGGCCACCAACCAUCCGGACGCAAUGCUAUUUCUGCUAAAGCUGGAAAGAAUGCUCAUCGAAAGAUUUCAACAGAUCAGCAAAACAAAAGAACGUUAUUAUGCGGAUUCUCAGACGCAUCGGCACAAACUACGCAUAAUUCAAACUCUUUGUGUAGUUUUCAAGCUAACCGGAACCAAACCUUACCCAUUGCUGGAGAUAGUUUUAUAUGAGACAAACCAACCUAACAUCAACUAUCUUAUCGAGCUGAUUGUCGCUGAUUCAUCAAUCGAUACGCUAACUAUAAUAAAUUCGCUGAAAACCAAUAAGGUAAAGGUUUCUGGCGUCCAGUCUGUUUUCGUCAUCCUUUGGUUGCGAUGUUGUAAGACAGACUUUCUCGAUGUGGAAUACAUAAAUUUUCUGCUUCCGUGGACAAUGUCGCAGAACUUUUCCACCCGAUUGUACGCCCAAAUAACGAUAUCAAAAUUGAUUGAAAAGUUUUAUGAAAAACCUAACGUUUGUCCUUUCGCCAACCUUCAUUCCGCAAUAAAUAGCUAUUUGAAGCAGGGUAAUGUUGAGAAAAAUAUGGAGAAAUGUAUGAAAGACCUUAGGUUCAACAGCGUACUGGAUUACGGUAAUUUGCUUACUCUGCAAAAUGUGUUCAACAAUAUUCCAAGGGUUUCGCGAAUGGCUCCGGAGGACGUGAUUUCAAGCAGUAUUCUGAAAGAAUGUUUCGAGUGUUUGCAGCUUGCUGAAGUCAAUCUUGGCGAAGCGAUCGUAUUCAAUGACAUACUGAACGAAACAAAGGAAAAUCUGUUCUUGAGUCAAGGAUUUGGCGGUUCUGAUCAUAUUCAGAAGAAAAUUGUACCAUUGAAGAGCAUCGAACCUGCGCUGGAGUUAUUGACAAACUUACCGGAACGAUUAUGUUUGCGAAAAAAGUCCAAUUCUGAUGGCCUCAUAAUCGUAGCCAGUUUAGUGAGCAGAGCACCCAACUUGGGAGGCUUAGCGAGAAGCAGUGAAAUUUUCGCCGUUAAACAAUUCAUCGUAAACAGUCUAAAGGAUGUAGAAAAUAAAGAAUUCCAAGCGUUGAGUAUGACUGCUGAGAAAUGGCUGAAUCUGGGGGAACUUAAAGCAUUCCAAAUAGUAGAUUAUCUUACAGAGAUGAAAUCUAAAGGCUAUUCGAUAGUUGGAGCGGAGCAAACGACCGGCAGUCAACCGAUCCAGAGGAUUCAGUUUCCGAAAAAAUCCAUUCUUGUGCUGGGGCAUGAAAAGGAAGGAUUACCGGCGCAAAUUAUAUCCCAUUUGGAUAUAGUGGUGGAGAUACCCCAGUUUGGUGUCGUACGGUCGUUGAACGUUCACGUUACUGGUGCUAUUUUCAUGUGGGAGUACGCUAAACAGCAUCAUGUGGUGAAGAGUGAAUAGAAUGGUUUUUAAAGCAGUUGGCCUUUUAAUGUUUAGUGCUAUUGAAUUGUAAAAGUAAAAAUUUUUAAAAAAAUAUUCAUCUUUGUUGUUAAAGACCAAGAAAACA
Molecule: messenger RNA, 4367 nt
Organism: Wyeomyia smithii (pitcher-plant mosquito)
Lineage: Eukaryota; Metazoa; Arthropoda; Insecta; Diptera; Culicidae
Exons: 7
Coding region: 119-4261 (1380 amino acids)
Biological process (GO): tRNA methylation
Molecular function (GO): RNA binding; tRNA (guanine) methyltransferase activity
Source: RefSeq, a predicted model, not a curated record